UUUGGAAACUGUAGGAAAGAAACAUGAUGAUAAGAAACAUGCUGGCACUGUUCUAACCUAGCAUGGAUGGAAUAUCCAAAGUGUGGUGUUUUGAGUAUGCAGUGAAAUGUCAUGGUAUGGUGUGGUGUUUUGAGUAUGCAGUGAAAUGUCAUGGUAUGGUGUGGUGUUUUGAGUAUGCAGUGAAAUGUCAUGGUAUGGUUUGGUGUGGUGUUUUGAGUAUGCAGUGAAAUGUCAUGGUAUGGUGUGGUGUUUUGAGUAUGCAGUGAAAUGUCAUGGUGUGGUGUUUUGAGUAUGCAGUGAAAUGUCAUGGUGUGGUGUUUUGAGUAUGCAGUGAAAUGUCAUGGUAUGGUUUGGUGUGGUGUCAGGAUGGAUAGGGCACAUCCGAUGACAGAGAGGAAGUCAACCUUUAUAAUAUGUUACUGUCUGUAUUCCCCUUUGUGCUAUGCCAAGACAAAAGUCACUUAUGAACAAGGAAACUGUUGAGUGAGUAUGACUCAUAAACUGUCCUCUAUUGGCCUGAUAAAAACACCUUAAAGGACCUCGACAAGACACACACCCCAGGGAAAGUUCACAAGUUGAGAUAAGAGGAAGGAAGUGGCUACUAUAGUGUGGACAAGGAAAGGUGGCAGUGUGCUAUUCUGCAAUGAAAAUGGAGAUCCUUCAAGAAUGUGGCGUACUGCUUUGUGUUCUUGUGUUCGCUUUCGCAAGAUCGGAGAAUGAGAUCAUAAAACUCAGAAGCCCUGACUCAGUAAGCUCUCAGUGCCACACACACACAACCAUGUCCUGCAAAAUCACCUCCCAGGACGAGCCCUCCAUCAGCAUGUUCGCCUGGAUCGGCCCUGGUGGGGCGACUCUGUGUAAGCUAGACGAGCGUGGGGGAGUCGUCUUCAACGACAGCGCAGUGAGCUGCACAUACAGAGACAAACAACUGGACCUGACCAUCCGUCACACCAAACCGAUCCACGAGGGACGGUAUAUUUGCAAGCUGCGCUCCAAUUUAGGAGGAAAGCAUUCCUACACGCAACUGAAACUAAGAGAGUGCCACAACCAGCUCCAUUACCACAUUCUUGAUGGCAAUGUGACCUGCGGGGCGAGAGGAGUUUACCCAGAGGCCCACAUCCACUGGUUCCAGGGACCCCAGAACCUCACCCACUCCUCAGUCUCCCAUCCCAGCAUACCGGCUGAGGAUGGCACCUUUGAGGUAGCCAGCACCCUUCCCCACCAACACCAGUCGGCUUUGAACUGUUCCCUGUGGUCCCCCAGCACUGGCAGGUUGCUCAGCAGCAUACAGAUGUCUCCACCGGCGUCCCCUCCACAGUCACGAGACACAUUCUCCAGGGCAACCUCUUUUGGAGCUGUUGGGACAACCGUGACACUUUUUGCAGUAGCACUCAUUCUAUUGUAAAUAUGUUGUUUUAGAAAGUUCGAAAUGAGAUUGUCUGCUAAAUGACUGAAUGUAAAUGUAAAUGACUGAGUAGUAUGCGACAUCAAGUGUCGUAACUAGUUCUGAUUUUCUACGGACAGGUCUGAAUGUGUUAAUUUUGUUCACAGCCGAUGUCUCUAUGCUGUAGCUCAGUAGCACAAGGGUAGUGAUGGUGGAUACUGAAGUAGAUCCUGUACUUUUUUUUGCUGUACAACACUGACCCCUGCUGGUUGGAAUACACAUUCAAAAAUCAUUUCUGAUUUGCAGGUGCAAUCAGAAAGAAGACUGAAUACAUUUCUCACUUGAUUGCAAACAUACAGUAGGAAUUAGAAUAGUUAAAAUGCCUAAAAUUAUCCUUUUAGAUCAUAAAAAUAAAAAGGCAUUAAAAAUAAGAUCUGGAAAAUCGUGGUGGAGCACAUGUGAAUAUGUACUAAGAAACACAAGUGAGUUGAGCACUUAAAAAGACCAUUAGACGCCCAAGUGCCACGGUACGACACACAUGUAAAACGAUGUGAGAGAUAAGUGCCUUUCUCGCGUUUGCACUUUUGUUUUGUCAAACAGGACCAUUCUUCCGGCAGAAAUGUCCUCUGAACUGUCCCUGAGAUGCUCCUGGACUUAACACCUUUUACAAAAACCUCUCUUGACCCAGUAUCAAAUCAGCACACUCACCUCUUCAGGUCUAAUGUGUGUCUGUCAUGCAUAUUCACACACACACACACAAAAAAGUGAACAGAUAAUAACAAAUAGAGGUAAACAGUGAGUUCACAGUUUGGGUACAUGGCCAACCUCAGACAGGCUUGUAUCUAUUCAAGCGAUUCAAUGGUUUUAUUCCCCUUAGUGAUCGAGGCUCCCAGUCUUGGUAUGUCCUUUUAGUAGACAGUGCACAAGAAGCCAUUGUGUCAUUUCCUCUUUUGUAUGAAUUCAAGGUCUUUUUUCUCACCUAGUGUUUGGGAGUGUGUGUGUGUGUGUGUGUUUGGGAGUGUGUGUGUGUGUUUGGGAGUGUGUGGGGGUCAAGACUGGGAAACAAUAAAGGACCAGUUGGUAAA
Clupea harengus (Atlantic herring) is the source of this 2469-nucleotide messenger RNA. RefSeq lists its product as uncharacterized. The coding region runs from base 644 to 1405 and encodes 253 amino acids. Lineage: Eukaryota; Metazoa; Chordata; Actinopteri; Clupeiformes; Clupeidae. The record is from RefSeq and is a predicted model, not a curated record. The transcript has 4 exons.